AUUUCAUAGAGCAACAUUUCAUUCAAGAUGUUGUUCCUUUUAAUGUUGGCGUUAUCGUUUAGCAUUCCUUCAGUUUAUUCAAAUACAUAUAAAGUUGUGUGCUACCAUGGAAAUUGGGCUGCUUAUAGAAACGGAGAUGGAAAAUUUAGCAUUAGUAAUAUCGAUCCAUAUUUAUGCACCCAUAUUGUCUAUGCUUUCGUUGGUUUGAAUUCUAAUUUUACUAUAAAUAUUUUAGACCCAUGGCAAGGAGUAGAUUUGGCUGGAUUUACAAAUUUUAACAAUCUUCGUACUAAAAAUUCUAAAUUAAAAACAUUAAUAGCUAUUGGCGGUUGGAACGAAGGAUCUGAAAGAUAUUCUGCAAUGGUAUCUUCGGCAAGUAACAGAAAAACGUUUAUUCAAAGUGCGAUUAAUUUCAUACAAAAAUAUGAUUUUAACGGUGUUGAUUUGGAUUGGGAAUACCCAGCUCAAAGAGGUGGUGGAUCCGCAGACAUAGCAAACUUUGUAUCACUGUUGAGAGAAAUGCGAACUGAAUUCAACAUAUACGGUUACUUGUUAUCCGCGGCAGUUGCAGCUCCUGCUUCAUCAGUAGAUACUUCUUACAAUGUGCCAGCUUUAUCAACAUACUUAGACUUUAUCAAUGUGAUGACUUACGAUUUACACGGACCUUGGGAUUCAGUUACUGGACAAAAUGCACCGUUAUAUGCAGCAUCUUCUGAUGUUACAGCGUUCCAAAAAAGUCUCAACGUCGAUGCUUGCAUUUCCGGUUGGAUUGAAAGAGGCGCUUCCCCUUCAAAAAUAGUUAUGGGUGUCGCUACUUAUGGAAGAUCUUAUACUCUGCAAAAUAGUGGUAACACUAACAUAGGUGCGCCUACAACUGGAGGUGGCGCCGCAGAAAAAUACUCAGGAGAACGUGGAUAUUUAGGAUACAAUGAAAUUUGUGAAUAUGUAAACGCUGGAUGGACCGUUGUUUGGGAUGAUCAGCAAAAAGUUCCUUACGCUUAUAAAGGAAAUCAAUGGAUUGGAUAUGAUAAUCCCAAAUCAAUUGCUAUAAAGGUUGCUUAUGCAAAAGCUCGUGGAUUAGGUGGUGUAAUGGUGUGGUCUUUGGAAACCGAUGACUUCAAUGGAAAAUGUGGAUUAGUUAAUCCAAUUUUGAAUCAAAUCAAAACCAGUUUUAAUUAACUUGCUUAUUCAAUAA
Molecule: messenger RNA, 1195 nt
Organism: Onthophagus taurus
Lineage: Eukaryota; Metazoa; Arthropoda; Insecta; Coleoptera; Scarabaeidae
Product: acidic mammalian chitinase-like
Biological process (GO): carbohydrate metabolic process; chitin catabolic process
Cellular component (GO): extracellular region
Molecular function (GO): chitinase activity; chitin binding
Source: RefSeq, a predicted model, not a curated record